AUGGACUCAACGACGACCGGGAGUCCUGUCCUCCUUGACCAAGACAAAUACCGCGAAGAGGUCCUCGGCCUCUCUACAGAAGCUGAAAAUGCGCGGGCGCAACAGCUUUUGGAUGAUGCGCGGGCGUUGGGUCUGAAGGUUCCGGAGAUCGAAGCCUCGGCACCACUGGCCGCCUCGAUCACCUCUGGAAUGCUGGAUCUCUCUUCGCCCGUGCUUUCAUCCGGAUCGUCAACCGAUCGGAAUUCCAUCUGCGACGGGUCGAUCACCCCAUCUCACGAGCCCCUGUCUCCCUCCGGGCUCGACGAGGUCGUCUCGUCUUUAUCGGAGAUCACAAUUGCCUCGGAGCGCAUCAAGCUGGGAAGUACGAGAUCGCUGGCGUCUCUAUCCACACGGCCGACAUCAUACUGCUCUAGCGAGAGUCGAGCUGCGUUGGGCAGCUAUGGAAACAAUUAUGGAGCGCUUUCGCCCACGCACCGAAACUCUGUAUUAAGCGUUGCCUCGGCGGACAAGAAAGAGAAGCGCCGCCACAGUUUGAAAAAUGCCAUUGGACGGAUAUACUUUCGCAAGAAGCGCACACCGUCAAGCGUCGUGUUGCCUCCCAAUGCGCAGAUCACGGUCUCCAAGGGUGAGGGAGGAGUGGUGGAUCAUGUCUAUUUGGAAUCUCGGCGAGACCGGCCGCCAACCAGCCACGAUGGAGAUACAGUCUCGAGCACCACGGCAGAGUCUCUUCCGAGAUUGGAAAUUCCCAUCUUUGAUAAAGAAGCCGUUCAGCGGAGCUUGGAUGAUCCCGAAUUGACCGAACUGCUGGAGCGGCAUCGAAUGGAGAGGAAUAGGCACGUUGCGUUCCAAGAGGCGGCACUGAGCAUCCUCCGGCAGCGACACCAGACGGCUGUUUUCGGGCAGCACUCUGAUAAUGAGCGCUUGGAGGAUGAGAAGCGCGAGAAGAACAUCGAGGACGCCAUUCGUAUGGAAGAGCGCCAGCUCGCCGUGGAAAUGGAACAGCAGCGUGAAUUCGACCGCGCAAAGCAGAACUCGCGCACGCGCAUCAAGCAUAUGGAGGGAUACUUCCGCAACGCCAGUCCCCCGCCUUCACCUGCACCAGCAGCGCAGCGCUCCUCUGAUUCCUUCUCCGGGUCCGAGUCUACCACUCCGCCUGUGCGCCGUUUCACGCGACAGCAAAAGGAGCAGCUUGAACAACAGUACCACGACCACGAAACGAUGGAUGCCCUCCACAAGUCCCGGAUCAAGGUCCUUCGGGAUCGCCAGGAGCUCAGGCUGCAGGAAGCCAUUGCACGCAUGGAGCGCGAGCUGAACGAUAUGUGCGCUCAGCAUAGCAAGAACGUCACUUCGUUGCAGGCUGAGCACCGCCUCGAGGAGACCUCUUUGAUCCAAGCUUUGGACAAUAAGAAACUUGAGCUGCGGCAUCGCUGGGACCUGGAAGAAGCUAUCUUGCGCAAACAACUUGAGGACCGCCAUGGCCAUCCGUACGGUCCAUUGCCGCCUAUUUCUUUCAGCGGCGUUAAUAAUGAGACUGUCGAUUCGGCCGCCAGUCUGCCUGAACCUGCCUCGCUCUCUCCCCUUGAACCCCAGACCCCGCAGUGA
This is a messenger RNA of Penicillium daleae, 1602 nucleotides long. RefSeq lists its product as uncharacterized. The transcript has 2 exons. The record is from RefSeq and is a predicted model, not a curated record. Bases 1 to 1602 code for a protein of 533 amino acids. NCBI's taxonomy places the organism in Eukaryota, Fungi, Ascomycota, Eurotiomycetes, Eurotiales, Aspergillaceae.